AUGGCGCCGCGGCCCAAACUGACGCUGUAUAUCGACACCGUGUCGCCGUUCGCGUAUAUCGCCUAUCACGUUUUGCGGAAUGAUCCUGUAUUCAAGGAAUGCGAGAUUACGUAUAUCCCCGUGUUCCUGGGCGGGAUCAUGAAGGCGUGCAACAACGUGCCGCCCAUCUCGAUUAAAAACAAGGACGCCUGGAUCAACGUCGAGCGCAAGCGCUGGGCCCGCCUCUUCAACGUCCCCAUGGCGGACGAGGCGCCCGAGGGAUUCCCGCAUCUGACUCUGACUAUCAUGAGAGCGUUAUGUGCCCUCAUCAUCUUGCACCCUGGGGACGAAGGGCAGGAUGUCCUGGCCAAGGCCUUGGAGGCGCUGUGUAGAGCUUACUGGGUCGACAAGAGGAAGACCUUUGAGAGGGAUGUGCUGGUCGAGGUGUUGGCCGAGACGUUUGGGGGAGAGGAGGCUGAGAAGGUGAUGGCCACGGCCGGCCAGGAGGGCAAAGCGUUGCUGGCGAAGAACUCGGAGCAAGCUGUCACCGAGGGGGCUUUUGGCCUGCCGUACUUCGUGGCGACGAACAGUCAGGGCGAGACGGACCGGUUCUGGGGAGUUGAUCACAUGGGCUUGCUGACGAUGCACUUGGGGUUGAAGAAACCUGCGACGGGUGGGUGGAGAGCACUGCUGUAG
Messenger RNA from Drepanopeziza brunnea f. sp. 'multigermtubi' MB_m1, 675 nucleotides. RefSeq lists its product as uncharacterized. Gene Ontology annotation, biological process: glutathione metabolic process. The record is from RefSeq and is a predicted model, not a curated record. Lineage: Eukaryota; Fungi; Ascomycota; Leotiomycetes; Helotiales; Drepanopezizaceae. Gene Ontology annotation, molecular function: glutathione peroxidase activity; glutathione transferase activity. Gene Ontology annotation, cellular component: mitochondrion; peroxisome.